AUGAAGGGCCUCGCUCGCUCGUUUGUUUAUUGGCCAGGAAAAGAUGCUGACAUCCAAAACACAGCAAAAUCGUGCCCUGAGUGUGCUCGUCAAGCACACGCUCCCCCGAAGUUUAGUGAACACCACUGGCAGUAUCCCAAAGGCCCCUGGGAAAGAAUACAUAUAGAUUAUGCGGGUCCAGUGGCAGGCUCAAUGUUACUGAUUAUUGUAGCCGCGUACAGUAAAUGGUUGGAGGUGAAGGUCACCAAUACCACCACGACAGCAUCAACGAUUAGUAUUAUGGAUGAGUUGUUUUCGAGAUAUGGAGUACCAAUAACCGUUGUGUCGGACAAUGGCCCCCAAUUCACUGCAGCAGAGUUUAAAGAGUUUUUACAGAAAAGUGGAGUCAAAUUUCACAAGUUAACGGCUCCUUAUCACCCCGCAACAAACGGCCAAGCCGAACGAUACGUGCAAACUACUAAAGAUGCUCUGAAGGCCAUGGGAACUACAGCGUCGACGUUGCACAUAAAUCUCAAUAAGUUUCUACAGCUAUACCGUCUAGCACCACACGCAACUACCGGUGAAUCACCUUCUAAAUUAUUCCUUGGUCGGAGUAUUCGAACGCGAUUUGAUCUAUUGAGGCCCGAAGACGUACAAAUGAAAGUUACGAACAAGCAGCAAUCUCGUUUUGAACCAUCAUUCCGUGAAUUCGUCCUAAAUCAACAGAUCUAUUUCUUAUCCGGCAACCCUCGUAUGGAAAAAUGGAUUCCCGGAGUUAUUACGGCUCGACUUGGAGAUCUACAUUAUGAGAUCGCCUAUGAAGGUAAACGGUUCAAGCGUCACGUCGACCAGAUUCAGUCGAGAAACAGUUUCAAGUGUCCACAGCUAAUCGAAACAACUGAUGCAGAGGAUUCUAGCCAACAAGAGGCUCCAAGGCGCAUCCAUUUCUACGAGAACCGUUCAACUUUUCCGGAGAAUUCUUCUACACCAAUCAGUGCGAGAAGUGCUCCUGUCCAUCCCGAUUCUCCAGAGUUCCGAACACCAACUGGUAGUCCAACUCCUACUAUCAUGCGGCGUUCUAUAAGAAAUCAUCGCCCUCCGAACAGAUACUCUCCGUAA
Molecule: messenger RNA, 1098 nt
Organism: Toxorhynchites rutilus septentrionalis
Lineage: Eukaryota; Metazoa; Arthropoda; Insecta; Diptera; Culicidae
Exons: 1
Coding region: 1-1098 (365 amino acids)
Biological process (GO): DNA integration
Molecular function (GO): nucleic acid binding
Source: RefSeq, a predicted model, not a curated record